AGCUGAUCUGUAGCUGCCUGUUCGCAGUCUGCGCUUGCAGGGGUCUUGUAGGAGGCGCUGACACAACGGAGCAGGGCAGGCUUGGGCUGAGGAGUGUCGCGUCAGUCGCGGACGCGCCGUGGAAAAGGUGCUUUUGUUGAUGUGAAAUCGGAGAGCCCUCCUUGCAGCACGCUUGGGGUGCUCCCGCUACCAGCCCCGGAGCCAGACGGACUGAACCGCGCGCACAGGGAGGCAGGGAAGUUCGGUUCAGCACUGACCUGUGCAGUUUACCGACCAGCUUCGCUCCAGUCUGGACCCCAUAGCCCUCGUGGAGUGUGGGGUUGACGAUCCGGGACACAAAAAGCGGGCAUCCUGAACCAUCCUCUUGUCUAGACGCUUGAGCGGAGCAGAGCCAAGAUAUAAGCCAGAGCCUGAAGAAAACCUGAACGCCGGCAUUACAGUACGCCGGCAUUAUCACCCAGAAACGUGUGUACGGCAAGCAAUUUUUGCUUCCGUCUAAACGUUAGCCAGCCCCGCUGCCAGACGGGGAUUGUUCUCAUUUUCGACCCAGAGUGGGUAGAGGAAACCUUUCGGAGCUGAAAGAGAGAACGCAAACCUUGUUGGAAGGCCUUACUUAUACAUCACGUGUUUCAGAUUUUGGAUAGCGAUCGUGCCCUUCUACCGGAUAUUAGCCGCCUUCGGGUUGAUACUAGCCCUGACGCUUGACAAGUCUGUAAGCUGCCCCGGAGCCGCGGGACUCGGGACACCCCCUGGCCGGGAAACAUGGAGAUAAACACGGUCUUCAGAUGGUGCUAUUGUUGUUUGAUAACUUUCGUCGGAUAUGGACUCGUGACGGGUGAACAAGAGUUUCUGGAGGAAUCAGACGUUGGGAGAGUAAAAAGAACUGGCAAAAGUGCUUCAGUAUUGACAGGACCCAAUGUGUGCGGCUCGCGGUUCCAAUCAUACUGCUGCCCGGGAUGGAGAACGCUGCCCAGCGGUAACCAGUGCAUAGUCCCUAUUUGUAAGAACACAUGUGGGGAAGGCUACUGUUCCAGACCCAACUCCUGUACCUGUCCUGGAGGGAAGACCGGGCCGGCCUGUUCUGGAGGUGGUUCAGGUAUUGGUGGUGUUGGUAUAAGCUUUUGUACCAGAAGAUGCUUUAACGGAGGGACCUGUGGCGGAUCGCAGUGUAGCUGUCCGGGAGGAUUCAUCGGGCCCCACUGUGGACAGCCUGUGUGUUCGGAGGGGUGCCUGAAUGGUGGGCGGUGUGUGGGACCAAACAGGUGUGCCUGUGUCUAUGGAUUUUCUGGGCCAAGAUGUGAGAAAGACUACAGGACAGGACCAUGUUUCACGAAAGUGGAGAACCAGAUGUGCCAAGGACAGCUCUCUGGUGUGGUGUGUACCAAGACCCUGUGCUGUGCCACCAUUGGCCGAGCCUGGGGCCAUCCAUGUGAGCAGUGCCCUGCGCAGCCGCAGCCAUGCCGCAGAGGCUUCCUCAUGCACCAAAAGUCUGGGGACUGUGUAGACAUCGACGAGUGCCAGGCCAUUCCCAACCUGUGUCAGGGAGGCCUGUGCAUCAACAAUCCUGGCUCCUUUGUUUGUCAGUGUGGAGAAGGCUACAGGAGAGAUCCUCAAGAUGGGAAGUGUGUGGAUGUCAAUGAGUGUGAUACCAUCCCUAACCUAUGUGCUGGAGGAGAGUGCACCAACACAAAGGGAGGCUACAUGUGUACAUGUCCCGACGGGUAUGUCAUAAAUGCUGGUGGCACCAAGUGUAUAGAUCAACGUCAGGAUGUUUGCUACAGAGAGUUCACCACCCCAGGAAGGUGUGUGAAUGCUCUGCCUGUCCGCACCACCUACCGGGACUGUUGCUGUGAGCAACGUGGCAGAGGCUGGGGAUCACCAACAUGUCAGCUCUGUCCAGAGACCUCAGAGGAUGAGUUUCCUCAACUUUGCCUUGUGGAUGAGGUUAUUGGGCCGACAUAUCCUGGUGGAGUGAUUCCUGGUAGACCAGGCACAGGCAUACCAGGCUUUCCUGGGGGAAACUUGAUUCCAGGGAGGCCUGAUGGACCGCAGUUUCCUGAUGGACCAGGACCUGUUGGACCUGUUGGACCAGGAGAAGUGAUUCCAGGAACUCCCGGUGGACCUGAUGGACCACGACCAGGUGGGCCAGGUGGGACAGGAACAGGUCCUUUUGAGGAGAAUGUUUGCCAGCAGUUCCGUAACCUGUGCCUCCAUGGCAGGUGUGUGGACACAAUCGGCUCCUACACCUGUGCCUGUGAUGAUGGGUACAGGCUAGAUGCUGUCAGCCCAGCUUGCGUGGAUAUCAAUGAGUGUUCUCGCAGCAACCUGUGUGCCCACGGCUCAUGUACCAACACACUGGGCUCAUACCAAUGCACCUGCGACAAGGGAUGGAAACCUGCUCCCAACCAACUGUCUUGCCUUGAUGUUGAUGAGUGCUCUGAGAACGGGCGCGUAUGUUCCAACGGUCGCUGCAUCAACACACAGGGAAGCUUCCGGUGCCUGUGUGACAUGGGGUACAAGUUGGCUCCUGAUGGUGCCUUCUGUAUCGACAUGGAUGAAUGUGACACCACUGGAAUGUGUUCUAACGGUGUCUGUAUCAACAUGGAUGGCAGCUUCAAGUGCGUCUGCAACCCAGGCUACAAGCUGGCACCAACAGGAAAACUCUGCUUGGAUAUUGAUGAAUGUGAUGAGAGGCCCAACAUAUGCAAGAUGGGGACAUGCAUCAACAAUCAGGGUUCCUUCCGCUGCGAGUGUCCGGCUGGGCUCACCAUCGACAUCACUGGCAGAAUAUGUGAAGACACACUGCAAGGAGUGUGUUAUCAGGACAUAUUAGGCAGUGGCCAGUGUGUCAGUCCCAUUGACAUGCGAGUUACUAAGUCCUACUGUUGCUGUGCCACUGCCAUGAUGUCCAAGGGCAAGGGACUAGGCUGGGGAGAACCCUGCGAAUCAUGUCCUCAAGUGGCUAGUCCUGAAUACCAAACACUGUGCAUGCACGGAAAUGGGAAGGACCAUGAUGGAAGAGACAUUGACGAGUGCAUGAUGGACCCCUACCUGUGUGAAAAUGGAGCCUGCCUGAACGAGAAUGGAGGAUACACAUGUAAAUGUAACUUGGGCUUUGAGGCUGAUCCAACUGGGCACAUAUGUACAGAUAUUGAUGAGUGUGUUGUGGACAAUCUCAACUGUCAAUAUGGCAUCUGCCGCAACACCCCUGGCAGCUUCAUGUGUGAGUGUAACGAUGGUUAUCAGCUGAACACCCGCUCCAUGAGGUGUGAAGAUUUGGAUGAGUGUGUUGAGUCGCCUUGCGUGAAUGCAAGAUGUCAGAACUUACUUGGCAGCUUCAGAUGUGAGUGUGACCAAUACUACCUGACUCUGGACCCUACUGGAAGAACAUGCCUGGAUGAACGGCGUGGCACGUGUUGGUUGGCUAUCCGAGACGGGCGCUGUGAAGAAAACAUCAAUGGAGAGACUCUGAAGGAGGACUGCUGUGCCUCAUUGGGGGCAGCAUGGGGCAGCCCCUGUGAGCCAUGUGAGAAGGAUCCGUCAAAACGGAAGUGUGCACUUGGAUACACUUACCAGAAUGGCGUGUCUUGCGAAGAUGUGAAUGAGUGUGAAGUUUUCCCCAACAUUUGUGACAAUGCCAGAUGUGUCAACACUCCCGGUUCCUACCGUUGUGAGUGUUCACCAGGCUUGACACUGGACAAUUCAGGAAGGAGGUGUAUUGAUGCCCGUCAGGAGUUCUGUUACCUGGAGUACCGUUAUGGCCAGUGUCAGCGGGAACUCCCCAUCCCUGUACGCACGUCCAUCUGCUGCUGCUCUAUCGGAUCAGGCUGGAGUGAAGACUGUAUCUCUUGUCCCCGCCCAGGAACAGAUAAGUUCAAUGAACUGUGUCCCAAGGGACCUGGGUUUGCUCAGCAGCCACCAAAAGGAGGAGACAUUCUGGAUGGAGGCUUAUUCUUCCAAGAUAUCAACGAGUGUGUGAUGUUCCCGUCACUGUGUCACCACGGGCGAUGUCGCAACACCAUCGGCAGCUUCCGCUGUGAGUGCGAGGAGGGCUACGACUUGGACCAUGCAGGCAGGAACUGCACAGAUAUUGAUGAAUGUGGCAUUGCUUUUGGCAUCUGUGGCAACGGUACCUGUGUCAACCUGGAGGGCAACUUCAUGUGUAACUGUAACCCUGGGUAUGAGAGUGGCUUCAUGGGCAUGAGAACUUGCAUGGAUAUCAAUGAGUGUGAGAGGAAUCGACACCUGUGCAGAGGGGGCGUCUGUAUCAACACACCUGGCAGCUACAAGUGUAACUGCCCCGCUGGCCAUGAGCUCAACUCUGCUGGAACUGCUUGCAAGGAUAUUGAUGAGUGUAGCAUGAACAGUGAUGUCUGCUCCAAUGGCAGAUGUAUUAACGUGAUGGGGAGCUUCCAGUGCCUGUGCAGCAAGGGCUACUCUGAGACAGAUAACAGGAGGAGCUGUGAAGAUUUUGAUGAAUGCUCUGUAAAUAAUGGAGGAUGCCAGACCUCUUGUACCAACAUUGUGGGCAGCUUCGAGUGUAGCUGUGAGCAGGGAUAUGUACUUGGACCAGACAAGAGGAGAUGCAUGGAUGUGGAUGAGUGUGCAGACACCCCGGACCUGUGUGGGGGUGGAAUGUGCACCAAUGAGCCUGGCACCUACAGCUGCAACUGUAUCGACGGCUUCAUCACGGAGCCUUCUGGCAAGAUGUGCAUGGACGUGGACGAAUGUGACCUCAACCCCAACAUCUGUCAGAACGGGCAGUGUGAGAACACCAGGGGGUCCUUCACCUGUCUCUGUGAUCCCGGAUAUUCUGUUAAGGGCGAGGGAGAGGGAUGCACAGAUGAUGAUGAGUGUGAGCUGGGCCUAGCACAAUGUGACAUCCACGCAGACUGUUCCAACACAGAUGGGUCCUAUAUCUGUAUCUGUAGGAAGGGCUACAUAGGAGAUGGAGUCAUCUGCAAUGAUCUGGAUGAGUGUCUGGAGGGGACCAGCACCUGUGAUCCUAAUGGCAACUGCAUGAACAUCCCUGGCUCCUACACCUGUGAGUGUAAGCAAGGUUUCCAGGGCGAUGGCUUCUUUUGCAGAGAUCUCGAUGAGUGUGCCAUCAAUGGCCGCCUGUGUGAGAAUGGGCAGUGCCUCAACAUACCUGGCAGUUACUCCUGCGACUGUGACAUGGGCUUCGUACCUCACAACAGAGACAGGGAGUGUAUAGACAUUAAUGAGUGUGCAUCUUUUGACGGAAACAUCUGUGUCAACGGAGAGUGUAUGAACUUGCUGGGAACCUUCAAGUGCAUGUGUGACAUGGGAUACGAGCUGGAUAAGAGUGGUGGAAACUGUACAGAUCAGAAUGAGUGUAACCUGAAGGAAAAGUGUCUGAAUGGAAUAUGUACCAACUUCCCUGGUGGCUACACCUGCGACUGUCCUCCCAACUUCAUCUCCAACACUGCUGGGACUGGCUGUGUUGACCCCAGGAGAGGGCUUUGCUACUUUGACUACCAGGAGCGGGGAGAUGUGGAGGUGUGUACGCAGGAUGUGGGAUCAGACAUGUCCCGAGCUGCAUGCUGCUGCAGUCUGGGACAAGCCUGGGGAGACCCGUGUGAACCCUGUCCUCCCGUCAACUCAACUGAAUACAAUACACUGUGUCCGGGUGGUGAAGGCUUUAAACCCAAUGAUGUCACUGUCAUUUUGGAAGAUAUUGAUGAGUGUAUGGAGUUGGUGGGCCUGUGUCAGGGUGGCAUGUGUGUCAACACGUUUGGCAGCUUCACCUGUGAGUGUCCCCGAGGCUUCACAUUGGACAGAGACUCCCGCACCUGUAAUGACAUUGAUGAGUGCCUGAUUGACCCCACCAUAUGUGGAGCAGGCACCUGUCUGAACACAAUUGGCAACUACACCUGUGUAUGUCCUAAUGGUCACAUGGCCAUCAACGGUGGUCGCAGCUGUAUGGACAUGAGGAAGAGUUUCUGUUUUGCCAUGGUGAAGGGAGGACGGUGUGAGAACCCCACCAGCUUCAACCUGACGGAGCGGAGCUGCUGCUGCUCAGUGGGGGCCGGCUGGGGAGACCCCUGCAUAACCUGCCCUGUGGAGAGGACUGAUCCCUUCAUAGAACUUUGUGGUUCACCUGAUAAGGGUGUAGUGAUUGAUCCUAAUACUGGAGAAGCCAUUGACAUUGAUGAAUGUCAGACUAUCCCAGACUUGUGCCAGAAUGGCAUCUGUAUCAACAGUGUGGGCAGCUAUCGUUGUGAGUGCCCAUCAGGCUUCCAGUUCAGCUCAGACUUGCUGAUAUGUGAAGACAUCAAUGAGUGUUUCCUGGGACAGAACCCUUGUGAUCCAAGUGCAGUUUGUGUAAACAUCCCUGGAAGUGUCAAAUGUGGCUGUGAUCCGGGCUACAAACUCUUACCCAACCAGAUCAGCUGCAGAGAUGUGGAUGAAUGCACAGAACAACCAGGAAUUUGUGGCCAGGGGCGCUGUACUAACUUACUGGGCAGCUACAACUGUUUCUGUGACAACGGGUUCAGGCUGUCAGAAGACAGGUCCACUUGUGAAGAUGUGGAUGAAUGCGGACGCUUUCCAGGCAUGUGUGGGAAUGGAACGUGCCAGAAUACUCUUGGGUCCUACAACUGCUUCUGUUUUGGAGGAUUCAAGCUGACUGAUAACAAUGACUGCAUUGAUAUUGAUGAGUGCUCGGUUCUGAGCUCCAUCUGUAUGCAGGGAUUCUGCCAGAAUGUUCCUGGUGGUUUUAACUGUAUCUGUGACCUGGGAUUCGAACAAAGUCCAGAUGGCAGGAACUGUAUUGAUAUUGAUGAAUGCAGAGUGCCAGGUACAUGUGGGUCUGGUACAUGUAGGAACACAGAUGGGUCCUUCUACUGUGAGUGCUACGAUGGGUACAGGAUCAACCCCAGGGGAGACUUCUGUGAAGACAUUAAUGAAUGUGAGCUGCCUGGUAGAUGUCAGAAUGGAGAGUGCCAAAACUAUGAUGGAGGUUUCCAGUGCACCUGUCCUGAUGGCUUCCAACUGGAUGAUGAUGGCAACAAGUGCAUGGAUAUGAGGGAAAGCUACUGCUUCAACAAGUUUGAAGCCAGCCAGUGCAGAACCCCCCGUGCCAUGAACACCACCAAGAUGAAAUGCUGCUGCAGCAUGGGUGCCGGCUGGGGCGAUCCCUGUGAGGUGUGUCCUGACAAGGAGGAUGAUCCUGAAGGCUUCAGUGUCCUGUGUCCUGGUGGAGCUGGCUUUGAAGUUAAUGGAGGAAACCUUCUCGUGGACAUCAACGAAUGUGGCAUUGACCCACUCAAUAUCUGUAAUGGUGGGACAUGUGUCAACACUGACGGGUCCUUCAGGUGUCAGUGUACGCCAGGCUACCUACUGGACGAUACAGGACUCAACUGUAUCGAUGCUGAUGAGUGUGCAAUUGGAAACCCAUGUGGGAAUGGUACCUGCACCAAUGUUAUUGGUGGCUUUGAGUGUGACUGCUUUGGUGGCUUUGAGCCGGGUCCUAUGAUGAUGUGUGUAGAUGUGGAUGAGUGUGCCUAUGAUGGGACUCUGUGUGCCUUCCGUUGUCUGAACGUACCAGGGUCAUACAAGUGCACAUGUCCAAGGGGAUUCACUCUGACUGCUGAUGGCAAGCACUGCAGAGAUCUUGAUGAGUGUUCAAGCCCAGCCCUGAAUGACUGUCCGCCCACUUUGAGGUGUAAGAACUUUGUUGGGACGUACCAGUGUCUGUGCCCAGAAGGAUACACCAAAGUGGGCAUCACAUCAGAUGUUUGCGUGGAUAUUGAUGAAUGCACUCUUGGAGGGAAGUGUGAGAAUGGCGUCUGUGUCAACACCAGGGGUGGGUUCAGGUGUGACUGUUUCGAUGGCUACGAAGUUUCUCUGGAUGGGAAACAGUGCUAUGACCGCCGGCAGGGCUACUGCUACACCAGCCGUAGUCGAUUGUGUAUUAGGGAGUUCCAGGGCCCAGAGACGGUCACCAAGGCAGAGUGUUGCUGUGAUGGAGGUGGUGCCUGGGGCAGUGACUGUGAAGCUUGUCCGCGCAAGGGUUCUGUUGACUUCAGCAACACCUGCCCACAUGGUCCUGGCUUCACCCCUGAUGGUCAAGACAUCGAUGAAUGUAAGGUUCGACCAAACCUGUGUGAGAAUGGGGAAUGUGUCAACACCUUGGGAUCCUACAAGUGCAUGUGUGAAGAGGGCUUUGUUGAAGACUUCAGCGGACAAAAAUGUGUAGAUGUGGAUGAGUGUGAGGAGGACAAACCUUGUUCCUUCACCUGUAAGAACACAGAGGGCAGCUAUCUUUGCACGUGUCCCAAAGGCUAUAUCCUGAAUGCAGAUGGCAAGACUUGUCAAGAUCUUGAUGAGUGUGACGCAAAGGGAGACAACUGUCAGUACAUCUGUGUGAACCUAGUGGGAGGUUUCACCUGCCAGUGCCCACCUGGCUUCAACCAGAUUCAUCUCACCUGUGUGGAUGUGAACGAGUGUAAUGCCCAGGCUGGUGUGUGUGGAGUUAACGGGCAGUGCCAGAACAUGGAGGGCUCGUACCAGUGCCAGUGUUCACAGGGCUUCAAUCUCGACCCAGACACACAACAAUGUCAGGGUAUGUCCGUGGCAGCAAAUGUGAAUGAGUGUGAUGGCACCCACAGGUGCCAGUCUGGGUGCCAGAACACGGUGGGUGGUUUCCGCUGUGGUUGUCCACCUGGAUUUGUACAGCAUUACUACUGGAACCAGUGUGUUGAUGACAAUGAAUGUGUGAAUGGAAACACCUGUGGCGGGGCCACCUGUUACAACACUGUGGGCAGCUUCAAGUGUGCCUGUCCAUCUGGCUACAACUUUGACCAGUCAUCAGGAGGCUGCAGAGAUAUCAAUGAGUGUGGUUCUCCCAGCAACCCCUGCUCGUUUGGUUGCUCCAACACUGAUGGAGGGUACAGUUGUGGCUGUCCACCAGGGUACUUCCGCAUUGGACAGGGGCAUUGUGUGUCCACUCUUGGGAUCGGGCCUGUUGGCGGGCCUGGCAAGAGCAUAGACAGCGGUUCAAAUUCCGACACAUGCUAUGAGUGCAAUCUCAACAACGUGGAGCAUCAAAGAAGAAAGAGAGCUGUCAACGGCUCAGAAGAGAUUGUUGUAGAUGAUGGGGAUGACAGUGAGGAGGCUACAGAUUCCCCUGACACAGAGGAGCCCGACAAGAACAUGAUCAUCGAGGACCAGCCUGCCAAGGAUGUGAACAAUGUUGACACCAACAAAGAUGCCAUGCUGGAAGAUGCCGAGACCAAAAAGGUUGUGGAUGGAGUCCAAACUCCCAUCACACUCCGUGUCAAGCUACACAAUGCCCACCCGAAGAGGCGGUUGUUGAAGAUCCAGCCUGCCUUAGACUACCUGGUAGGUCGAGCCCAUUACAAGAUUGUAGAUGGGAACAAUGAAGGGCUGUUCACGAUAGUGGAAGGUCGCAAAGUCAGCUCCUUGCAGUUUGCCAGAGAGCUGGAUACAUCAGGCGUUUACAACCUACAGAUUGCUGAGUACAUUGAUGGGCAAACAAAAGAGGAGAAUGAAGCUGUAGAGGAGUUGGAACGUGAAAAACCUUUGUUCAUGAGGGUCACAGUUCUCAUUCUCCAAUAAUGUACAUGUUCGCAUAGUAGGGCUAUCUCUGUGCCAUUUGUAAAUCCUUUUGGUAUUGGACACAAGAAAAUGAACAUCGUUCCAUCCUAUCUCUGCAAAGUCUAUUAUUCUCAUCAUGAGAGUUUGUAAUUUUGAAAUGAAGUAUUGAUAUGAGUAGGAAGUGUGCAAAGUCCAAACUAUAAAAAAUAUGUAUGUUCUAACUGAGAAUUGUGGAUUGUGUUAGCCGGUGUAUCCCAAAGAAAUGCAGUACCAGUCAAACAAAUUUCCUGGACAAAACCUUUGUUAUAUCUACUUUACUUAAUACAGUCUUUUUGUACACUGCAGGAAAAAAAAAGAUAUAAAAAAAGGACAAAAAAUAUGCAAUUUUCUGUACUCUCUUAGAGGCAUAAAAUGUUAACGUAUUUUAUAAGCCAACAAACUGAGUUUGUACUACCACGUGAAUUAGUUAUUUCUUGUAUUGUCGGCAUAGCUAAUAGUGAUGAGUUUUGAGAGAAUUAAGAGGAAAGAACUAUGAUAUACCUUCUUUGGAGAUUCAUGUACAUGUAACCUACAUAGUAAUGAACAUUGUGCAUCAUACCAAUGUGUAUAAAGCUGUGAUCAUUAUCUCUCAAGUAACACAAUUUAAGGCCAAUGUUUCAACAAGAUACUAUAGGCCAUUUUUUUUUCUUUACUGAAUAUACAAUCAAGUAGCUUUUCUAAGUUUAAAUACGCUGCUAAGUGUUGUCAGUAGUAUGGCAGGGCAUUGAAUCACACAAGUAAUUAUGUUACAUUUAUUUGCACAUCUGGCUUCCAAGGUAGAAAACCUAACAAAUACUUGAAAUCGUUCCUUUUCAAAAGUUAUCUGUAGAUGAUAUUUGUAUGUAAGCAAAUAAGGGUGCUUACAAAUUAUAACCAACUGCAUAAGUUGAAUGAAAACCUUUUUGAAUGUAAAAAGGUUGUUAUAGUCUUUACCGGUGAACUUUGCCUCGUCAUAUCAGCAUUCACUUGACCAUUCUAUGUCACUCAUAGAAAGAUGCUUUAUUCAUGAAGUAAAAAGGAGUCAUUGUAGACUUCCCUAAAAAAAGUUGACCCAAUUUACCAUGGUGCUAUUCACACCCUUCGGAAUGAAAUUGUAGAUAAUAGUCAGAGGCAGACAGAUUGAUUCAAAUGCUCUGUUGGUGGACCAAGAAAAUGUUUUGAGUGCACUUAUGUGAGGGGCAGCUGAAUGUCUAAUGGUUUCCAAGGAUAGUCAUUCCAUAAGCAAAUAAAGAUGUAUGCAAUUUCUGCCUUCA
Messenger RNA from Branchiostoma floridae (Florida lancelet), 10874 nucleotides. RefSeq names its product fibrillin-2-like. Gene Ontology annotation, molecular function: calcium ion binding. The record is from RefSeq and is a predicted model, not a curated record. NCBI's taxonomy places the organism in Eukaryota, Metazoa, Chordata, Leptocardii, Amphioxiformes, Branchiostomatidae. Bases 763 to 9603 code for a protein of 2946 amino acids. The transcript is spliced from 68 exons.